AUUUUAUUUAAUUUUUUUUUUAAACAAAAUUGUUUCGGCGUGUUCAUGUUUAUUUAUUAUUGUUUUCCGUUGAGUUUUACUCACGUGAAAUACACUUCUUAGGGCGCUCGUGUCUAAAUUGUUUGGUAUUUGUGAGUGCGAUCGGUUCGAGAUACAAUUUCGAGGCAACAGUUUGUUUUCAUUAAGUAUUACAGAGCAGAAAUAUAUGUGAAAGUAAUUAAAUAUGCCAUCCCAAAGAGAGAACCAUUCAGUCUACUCAGUGCCGCUGAAUGUGGUGAUUCCAAUAAAGUUCGCGAUUGUGAAAUUUGGACUUCUGUAUGAAUUUCGAUCGUUUCAGCAGUUAUUAACAGUGGAGGUGGCAACUAUCAAAAUCAUCAGUAAUGAAAGAAAGAGGAUUAAUUUCAAUGAAGCGAAGCUUAAUUGUUGAUUUGUUGGCAAUUUUUUUUGGAAUCGGCACUUGGAUUGGGAUCAAUGGUACUUUUAUACAACUACCACUUCUUGUGGAAGUGGCUCCAGAAGGCUGGUCUUUGCCAUCAUAUCUCAGUGUUAUGGUACAAAUUGGAAACCUUGGUCCCAUAGCUUACACCUUAAUAGAAAAGUGUUCUAAUUAUAAAAUUAAAGAUGGCAAAAUCAUUUACAUCAUGCUUUUCAUAGGAACAGUAUCAUCUCUAUUAACAUCGUUCUUCUAUAAUGAGACUGCAAUUAUCUUUGGCAAAGAACAUAGUUUAUCACUUUUUAUUCUUACAAUAUUUACCGCAUUGACUGCGUGCACAAGUUCAGUGCUCUUCAUGCCCUAUAUGGGUCGAUUCAAGGAAAUUUAUCUAAUAACAUAUUUUGUUGGAGAGGGACUAAGUGGUUUAUUGCCGAGUGUUGUUGCGUUAAUACAAGGUAUUGGUGGUGCUUCGGUCUGCGUACAAGUGAACACAACUGAAGAAGGACAACCGAUUUACGAGAAACAAACCCCUGCGCCACGUUUUGGUACGAUGGAGUUUUUCAUAUUUGUGUUUGUCAUGAUGGUUUGCAGUUGUAUUGGUUUUACGCUGUUAGAUCGGUUGAAAUUGGCGAAAAGACAAUACGCAGCAAUGCAUGUAUCAAAUGGUAUGGACUACAGUUAUGAUGAGAACGAUAAAACCAGAAGAUCACAGGAAGAUGAUUUGGAACAAAUAUUUCGUACACAAAUUACAUCAAAACAAUAUUGGCUUUUGUUAACACUAAUUGGAAUUGUAACGCUUUUUAGUAAUGGCAUGUUGAAUAGUAUUCAAUCUUAUUCUUGUCUACCGUAUGGAAGUCAGACUUAUCAUUUAUCAGCUACACUUAGUGUUAUAGCGAACCCCGUAGCUUGCUUUUUAGCUUUAUUUUUACCUCAUACUUCCUUAAAAUCGAUAUUAACGUUAUCAGGUAUUGCGGCGUGUUUAACGAGUUAUGUUUUCGUAACAGCCGCUAUGAGCCCACUACCUCCACUGCAUGGAACGGAUGCAGGAGCGGCGAUUGUGAUUGUUACGUGGACACUUUUAGUAGGCCUCGUGAGUUAUAUUAAGCUCUCGAUAACAUCUGUAAUGCGGGCCCAAGGCGGAAAGUCGCUUGUUUGGACAGGCGGGAUAACGCAAUUCGGUUCAGCCAUUGGCUCGAUAUUGAUAUUUGUGUUAAUUAACUUUACCAAUAGCUUUGAAGCUUCAUAUGAUUCUGAUUGCUGAUGAAACAUAAAAAUAGUUAAUUUUCCAGAAUUUAAGAUACUUAAAGUAAAUAUAGAGUUAACUUUAUAUAACUAAAUUGUUGUAGUGUGAUUUUUUAAGCUAUAUUAUGUGUACUAAAAAAUCUUGUAUUUUUAUUAACACAGACUGUAUUGCCAAGAACAAAAAACAAAAAUUACUGAGAAAUAAAUUAUCGACUGAGAGUAAA
Teleopsis dalmanni is the source of this 1899-nucleotide messenger RNA. Its product is annotated as solute carrier family 52, riboflavin transporter, member 3-A. Gene Ontology annotation, cellular component: plasma membrane. Gene Ontology annotation, biological process: riboflavin transport. Gene Ontology annotation, molecular function: riboflavin transmembrane transporter activity. NCBI's taxonomy places the organism in Eukaryota, Metazoa, Arthropoda, Insecta, Diptera, Diopsidae. The coding region runs from base 381 to 1694 and encodes 437 amino acids. The transcript has 3 exons. The record is from RefSeq and is a predicted model, not a curated record.